AUGUAUGUUGAGGCGGAAAUUUUUUGUGAUGGACCUUAUGCUGCUCUUGAUUGGCCUAAGGACAAAGAACCAGAACAUUGUCUCCAUAUUGAUAAUCGAUAUACAUAUUUAAAUCUUACGGUUAGUGCUCCGAAGAACCCACAAGCAAUCGGCAAGUUGGAAUUUAAGGAUGAUAAUGGCGACCGUGAAUAUUUUUUUUACGAACCUUUAUGGGUUAAUGAGCAGA
Messenger RNA from Racocetra fulgida, 226 nucleotides. NCBI's taxonomy places the organism in Eukaryota, Fungi, Glomeromycota, Glomeromycetes, Diversisporales, Gigasporaceae. The record is from the annotation of a GenBank genome assembly.